CGCAGGAUCCCGCAGAAGAGUGCCAGCACGGAGGCGACCCACGAGAUCCAUUACAUCCCGUCGGUGCUGCUGGGCUCACAGGGAAGGGAGAGCUUCCGGAACGCGCGCCUGCAGGCCCACGCCUCGGUAAUUGGCAUGCCCAUCCGCGAGACCCCGAUCCUGGACGACUACGACUACGAGGAGGAGGAGAACCCACUGCGGCCUGAGCUCGGCUGCAGGGAUGACGAGUUUGGGGGCCAGACGAUGCAGCCGCUGGACAGCCUGGACCGGAGCGGGGAGAAACCUGACUACGAAAAGAAAGCUGCAGAAGUGACCCAAGAAACUGUGGAGUCCCUCGUGCAGAAGUUCAAGGAGAGCUUCCGGACCAAUACACCCAUCGAGAUCGGGCAGCUGCAGCCGGCACUCCGCAGCUCAUCGGUCGGGAGGCGAAAACGCAGAAACCGGACCAGAGGUGGGAUUGGAUUUGGCCGUGCCAAAGGGAACUCCGGCUCUGAGGCAGACGAUGAAACGCAGCUGACCUUCUACACAGAGCAGUACAGGAGCCGGCGACGUAGCAAAGGUUCUCUAAAGAGUCCCGUGAACAAAACAGCCCUUACGCUCAUUGCCGUGAGCUCCUGCGUCCUGGCCAUGGUGUGCGGCACUCAGCUCUCCUGCCCGCUUACUGUGAAGGUGACGCUCCAUGUUCCCGAGCACUUCAUUGCAGACGGGAGCAGUUUUGUUGUGAGUGAGGGAAGCUUUUUGGACAUCUCAGACUGGCUGAACCCAGCAAAACUCUCCCUCUAUUACCAAAUCAACGCCACGUCUCCCUGGGUGAGGGAUCUCUGUGGACAGAGGACUAUUGAUGCGUGUGAACAGCUGUGUGAUCAGGAGACUGGUGAGUGUAGCUGCCACGAGGGGUAUGCCCCCGACCCUGUUCAUCGGCACCUGUGUGCGCGCAAUGACUGGGGACACAGUGAAGGACCUUGGCCAUACACAACACUCGAAAGGGGCUAUGAUUUGGUUACCGGUGAGCAAGCACCAGAGAAAAUACUUAGGUCCACCUACAGCCUGGGCCAGGGCCUCUGGCUUCCUGUAAGCAAGAGCUUUGUGGUUCCACCAGUGGAGCUGUCCAUCAACCCACUGGCCUCCUGCAAAACUGAUGUCUUGGUGACGGAAGAUCCAGCUGAUAUCAGGGAAGAAGCGAUGUUGUCAACCUACUUCGAAACCAUCAAUGACCUGCUCUCUUCCUUCGGGCCAGUCCGAGACUGCUCACGCAACAACGGCGGCUGCACCCGCAACUUCAAGUGUGUAUCAGACCGUAAGGAGGAUUCAACAGGCUGUGUGUGUCCCGAGAACUUGAGGCCCAUGAAGGAUGGCACUGGCUGCUACGACUAUUCCAAAGGCAUCGACUGCUCGGAUGGCUUCAACGGUGGCUGUGAGCAGCUGUGCCUCCAGCAGACCCUCCCUCUCCCAGCCGACCCAACGUCCAGCACCAUCCACAUGUUCUGCGGGUGCGUGGAGGAGUACAAGCUGGCCGCAGAUGGGAAAUCCUGCCUCAUGUUGUCGGACAUCUGCGAGGGCCCCAAGUGCCUCAAAGCAGACGUGAAAUUCAACGACACCCUCUUUGGGGAGAUGCUGCGUGGCUACAACAACAGGACUCAGCACGUCAACCAAGGGCAGGUCUUCCAGAUGACCUUCAGGGAGAAUAACUUCAUCAAGGACUUCCCCCAGCUGGCCGACGCGCUAAUGGUGAUUCCUUUGCCAGUCGAGGAGCAGUGCCGCGGCGUGCUCUCCGAGCCCCUGCCCAACCUCCAGCUGCUCACCGGUGAUAUCCGGUAUGAUGAAGCGAUGGGCUACCCUGUGGUGCAGCACUGGAGGGUUCGAAGCAACCUGUACAAAGUCAAGCUGAACGCAAUUGCCCUCUCGGCAGAAUUUGCCAAUGUCCUGAAGAUCCUGAACAAAGACAGCAGCCGUGAGGAACUGCUCUACUUCAUCCAGCAGUACGGCUCGCACUACAUCGCGGAAGCCCUCUACGGGUCAGAAUUCAGCUGCACCAUCCGCUUCCCCAGCAAGAAGGCCCAGCAGCAACUGUGGUUCCAGUAUCAGAAAGAAACAACUGAACUCGGCAACAAGAAGGAGCUGAAAUCCAUGCCGUUCAUCACCUACCUCUCAGGCUUGCUGACUGCCCAGAUGCUGUCAGACGAUCAGCUGAUCUCGGGUGUGGAGAUCCGCUGCGAGGAGAAGGGGCGCUGCCCGUCUACCUGCCACCUGUGCCGGCGCCCUGGGAAAGAGCAACUCAGCCCCACGCCGGUGCUCCUAGAAAUCAGCCACGUGGUUCCACUGUACACCUUGAUCCAAGACAAUGAGACGCGGGAGGCUUUCCGGGGUGCCCUCAUGAGCUCUUACUGGUGUGCAGGGAAAGGAGACGUGAUUGACGACUGGUGCCGCUGUGACCUGAGCGCCUUCGAUGAGAACGGACUCCCUAGCUGCAGCCCUCUCCCCCAGCCUGUGUUGCGACUUUCCCCCAAUGUCGAACCUUCUAGCACCGUUGUCUCCCUGGAGUGGCUUGAUGUUCAGCCGGCCAUUGGAACCAAAAUCUCAGACUACAUCCUGCACCACAAGAAGGUCGAUGAGUACACAGACACGGAUCUCUACACAGGAGAAUCCUUGAGCUUUGCUGAUGAUUUGCUCUCUGGCCUUGGAACUGCCUGCGUGGCUGCCGGAAGGAGUCAUGGGGAUGUGCCUGAUUCCAGUCUCUACUCCGUCAUUUUCAAGUGUCUGGAGCCAGAUGGAUUGUACAAGUUCACCCUCUAUGCUGUGGACACACGAGGAAGGCACUCCGAGAUUAGCACAGUCACCUUGAGAACAGCCUGCCCCUUGGUGGAUGACGGCAAGGCAGAGGAGAUAGCUGAUAAGAUCUACAACCUGUACAACGGCUACACCAGCGGGAAGGAGCAGCAGACAGCCUACAACACCUUGAUGGAGGUCUCGACUUCCAUGCUUUUCCGAGUCCAGCAUCACUACAACUCCCACUAUGAGAAGUUUGGAGAUUUCGUGUGGCGCAGUGAGGAUGAGCUUGGCCCCAGGUAAUGUUGGCAAGUCCGUAAUUCUGUUCACUUCCUGAUACCCAUUGGCUCA
Messenger RNA from Varanus komodoensis (Komodo dragon), 3117 nucleotides. RefSeq names its product astrotactin 2 (gene ASTN2). Gene Ontology annotation, molecular function: protein binding. Bases 136 to 3069 code for a protein of 977 amino acids. The record is from RefSeq and is a predicted model, not a curated record. Lineage: Eukaryota; Metazoa; Chordata; Lepidosauria; Squamata; Varanidae. The transcript is spliced from 20 exons. Gene Ontology annotation, biological process: neuron migration; neuron cell-cell adhesion.